This is a messenger RNA of Leptinotarsa decemlineata (Colorado potato beetle), 2899 nucleotides long. RefSeq names its product PUB and ZnF_RBZ domain-containing protein tamozhennic (gene tamo). Gene Ontology annotation, cellular component: cytoplasm. The record is from RefSeq and is a predicted model, not a curated record. NCBI's taxonomy places the organism in Eukaryota, Metazoa, Arthropoda, Insecta, Coleoptera, Chrysomelidae.
GCUGUGAUUCUGUAACUAUCAGAGUAAUUACUCUGAGGUAGCUAUACAAGUAUACACGGAAUCACAGCAUACGGAAUACUGUGCACUAUGCUUCUGUUCUGUUGACAUAAAACAGAUGUUUGAAUUUAUUAAAAAUUUCUUUUAUAUGGAAAGUAAGAGUAAAUUUGGAUAUUCGACUUGCGAAAAUUGGGAAAAAAGGCCUAAUUGUAUCAUCCGUAGCAGAUGGUAAACAUUAAAAUACCAAACUCAGUGCUUUCUGUAUUUCUGUCAAAAGGUGAAUUCUUGAAAUAUAGGACUUGUGUGAGAUUGUUAUUGUUUUUAAUGUUGUGAAGUAUAUAUGAAGGUAUUUCGUGAUUUAUGUCGAGUGGCAAAUGGUGAAGAAGCACAAUUAAAACUACUAAUAUGGUAAUAAUGGAAAAUUAUCGUCUAGCUCAAAACAGUUUUCGUGAACUAUGGCAGGAAAUAGAAAAAUGCCACUUAAGUUACCUAGAGAUGGAAGAAAUCCCAGAAAAAAUAGACCAGCGAAUGAAACUUGAAGAGUAUAUUCAGGAAUUUCUCUGCAUUGCUGGAAAUAACCAAAAAUUCACUUUCACAGAAACCGAAGAUGUCUUAGAGCGUUCUGUCAUUUCUAAAAAAGACUUCAGUGGCUACAAAGCAUCUACAGGAUUCAAUGCUAUUCAGCUUUAUGCUGGCAAUCUUCUUUCGCAACCUUGGAGAAAAGAAUAUCGUCAGAUAAAGACUUACUGUGGAUUCUACAAGCACCAAAUCGAGGCCAACUUAUAUGGAGCAGAGAAACUGUUCCAAGCUAUGGGUUACAAACUCUACAGUGACCGGCUUUUAGUUUUGGAUGGCCCCAUUUGUCCCGAUCGUGUCAAGACAGUCUCCAAGGACUGCUUGGUUGCUUAUGUUGAGUGUCAGAUUUGGAAGCUAAUUUGGGAGGAGCUUUCUACCAGUUACAAAGCGACCUGGUACGAGGUACACGAAUUCCGCAAGAACCACGCCUGCAGUCCGGAACAAGCCGUCAAAGCUCUCAAAUACAAGCAGCACCAGCGUCAAUAUCAGGACCACGCUCGCGGCUUCCAUCAAGGCUAUGACGCGUUGCCCGCGAUUAGGACGCAGCCAAUACCCGUCGCGAACAUGGCUCCGACGGCAAUAUUGAAUCACUCGUUCCCGCCAGUCAACAACCACCUGCAUUUGGGGCUGCCUUCGGCGCCGGAAUUUCAGUUCGCCGGUGGAUGUUGUUCGAACUAUCCUGCUUUCAGUCCCUCGUACGGGUACGUGGCGUACGCCGACGCAUCUCCCAGACCGAGUUUGAGUACGAACGGAUACUAUAACGGAUUCGUUGCUCCUCAGCCCUCUCCGCAAUAUACCGUACCCACCGCGAAGCUCAUAGAAGUCGAAUCGCAGAUGGCCUCCUCCCAACAGGCCGUUACCCUUGACAGACCAGCGCACAAAUCCAGGCAUUCAGAAUAUAUCAACAACGAAUCAUACAAGACCAGGAACAACAACGAAAACUUCCGGAAUAACUUUGCUGACGAAGCUUCAGACAAGAACGGGUCGCAAUUUGAAGAUUGGGAGUAUGUCUACCGCAACCUCGAAAGUCAAGGAUACUCAAAGGAUUUGGGGGAGCGCGGCGAUGUCCUGAGCCCGAAUUCGGCGCGUUCGGCCAAGGAGUCGAAGAAAAUAAAGGCCACCAAUCUGGACGAGGCGCUGAACAACCUUAGCUUCAACGAGAGGACCAAGUACAGUGACGUGCUCAAGAGGGGAGAUGGCGAGAAGAGCAGAAACGUUGAAGUGGGCAAGGUCGAAAAGCGGACGUCUCCGAGUAGUAGCUACGAUAAUUUGAGCCCAGCGCAGACGAAAAAGCCUGCUCAAAAAAGCAACUCGAUUGCUGAAUAUGUCAAAACGAAGACCCUUCCUCGCGAAAAGGCCACAACCUCGGCUGACAAGCCGUCAAACAGUAGGAAUCUCGAUUCGAUCAAGGUCAAGGAAGACAAAAUCAAAAAGAAGACGACUGCUGGCAGUAAAGCCGAAGACGACAGAUGGCACUGUAAAGCGUGCACGUUCCUAAACGGCACUGAGAAGGAUAUCUGCGAGAUGUGCGGAAAAACUCGAUUUGCUGCGCUUGAGCAACCCAUGGAAGUAGGCGGGGCAGAGUGUUCCAAAUGCACCCUCGUCAAUCCUAAGAGCAAGACUACUUGCGAUGCCUGUGGGGCCAGUUUGUUGGGUUCGCCGACGUAUAUUUGAAAUUGCGUGUAUGAACGUGUUGAGAGAAAAGCAGAUGUAAAUCUGAUCUUGUUUUGGGGUUGGUCCUUGGUCAAGUUCGGAACCGUUGGAGUAGAUAACUCAUGCUUCUGCUAGUUUUACUUAAAAUAUUGGAGUGUAAUCGAAGCAGAAAGGAAAUUUGAAUGUUAUGUUGAUUUGAGAGUCUAUAAAGUGUUUUUGUUUAAUUCAUUGAAACUUUAUGGAAUUUACUAGGUUUUGUGCUUUUUUUGAAUUAGCGUCUCGUAUAGUUAUAAUAUUUCUCAAUUGUUUCAAAAGUGACAACCUAGAAUCCAAGAGCUAGCAGAUCUUUGUCUAUUGGUAAAGUCAAUAUGUUGACAACAAAGCACUUUGUAAAAGUUGUAGUGCUUGAAAGUUUUCGUAAUACGUGAUUUAUUACAUAGUGAAUAAUUUUACCAAACGUGAAUGAAAUAUUAGCUUUUUCGAUCGUGAUAGAGGUUUGCUUUUGAAUCAGAGUGAUGAUCAAGUAUUAUCAAGAUGGGCUCAUACUUCAAUAGAAUUUCAAAGUAAAAGGUAUUAAAGAUCUGGAACCCUAAAGAUGAAUCCUCUACCUUUCUGUUCAUAAAUUAACCUCAAAAUAGAACAAGUUUAACAAAAAUAAAUCUGCUUACCAUAA